Molecule: messenger RNA, 722 nt
Organism: Sinocyclocheilus anshuiensis
Lineage: Eukaryota; Metazoa; Chordata; Actinopteri; Cypriniformes; Cyprinidae
Product: prostate stem cell antigen-like
Exons: 6
Coding region: 7-609 (200 amino acids)
Source: RefSeq, a predicted model, not a curated record
UCAAAGAUGGAUGUGCAAAUCUCAGUUUUUCUUCUGUUCGUUCUUUUCACUGCAGGACACUCNNUCAGCUGUUAUGAGUGUUUGGGUCUGACGGGUUCUUGUGCAGAUCAAACUGUAAAGACAUGUCCCAGUGGAUCUUCCAAGUGCAUGAGUUUAACAACAGCGGCACAAGCUGAUGGCAUUAGUGUUAAAAUGAAGGUUAAAGGCUGUGCUGCUGACUGUAUGAGUGGGUCCAUGAACAUCGGCACUGGAAAGACAUCUUUUGCAUGCUGUAACACAGACAAGUGUAACGUCCAAGAUGCUCCAGAUCCCUCUCAUACCCCCAAUGGAAAGACGUGUUACUCUUGUGUUGGACAGAGCUGCUCAAACAUAAUGAGCUGUUCAGGGAGUGAAGACCGCUGCAUUAAAGCAACAGCGAGUUAUGGAGGGCAGUCAAUGGUUGUAAAAGGCUGUGUCUCUCAAGCUAUUUGUGAUGCCACAACAACAACAUCGGUUCCUAAUGUUCAGAGCAUCUCAUGUUGUGAGGGGAACCUGUGUAACGGUGCUAAAAGUGUCACUCAGAGCAUGUUCCUCUGCUGUUUUCUGCUCUCCUUCCUCCUGCUGCACUGAAUCCAGCAGCUCUUCACAUUCUACAAUGAGACACAGUACUGAAUAUAGAGCUUGUAUUUUCUUUGUACAAUGCAUCUUUUGUGUCCUGAUUCUGAUGUGACAUCUUUUAAAAU